Molecule: messenger RNA, 1576 nt
Organism: Sarcophilus harrisii (Tasmanian devil)
Lineage: Eukaryota; Metazoa; Chordata; Mammalia; Dasyuromorphia; Dasyuridae
Gene: CDKL4
Product: cyclin dependent kinase like 4
Exons: 12
Coding region: 309-1451 (380 amino acids)
Biological process (GO): protein phosphorylation
Cellular component (GO): nucleus
Molecular function (GO): cyclin-dependent protein serine/threonine kinase activity; ATP binding
Source: RefSeq, a predicted model, not a curated record
CCAUCAGAAUCUAGCUGAGACUGGGGAGGGGGGGAGAAACUUCAGAAUUACGUCACAAUCUCCUCGGUUUACGCAGUAAGUGACCCUACGAACAGACCUCGGAACCAAGGCAGGGGACCUGCGCCGGCGGAGAGACCAGCGAUGACGUCAGCAUGAGCUAGAGAGAGGAGCUUUGGAAGACACGUGAUUCCGGAGAUAAUAGGAAAUCACUGAAGCUCCUUGAGCAGGAUGAUAAUAAGUUCACCAUCAGAAUUAACAAGAGAGCUACCAACCAGAAUGACAAAGGAUUGAGAAGCUCAUAUCUAACAAUGAUGGAAGAGAAAGAGGACCUUGCAGUGACCAACAAAGAGGAGGUAAAGGUGCAGCAUAAUCCACCAACACGUACUACUUUAGUUCAUAAUUCAAAUAUAAUGGAAAAAUAUGAAAAACUUGGUAAAAUUGGAGAAGGAUCUUAUGGUGUUGUAUUCAAGUGCAGAAAUAAAAGCUCCGGACAAGUUGUGGCCAUUAAAAAAUUUGUGGAAUCUGAGGAUGAUCCCAUUGUUAAGAAAAUAGCAUUAAGAGAAAUACGUUUAUUGAAGCAACUAAAGCAUGCUAACCUUGUGAACCUCAUUGAAGUGUUCCGAAGAAAGCGGAAAAUGCACUUGGUUUUUGAAUACUGUGAUCAUACACUUUUGAAUGAGCUGGAGAGAAAUCCAAAUGGAGUUGCUGACCGUAUGCUCAAAAGUGUUUUGUGGCAAACACUCCAAGCUCUCAGUUUCUGCCAUAAACAUAAUUGUAUUCACAGGGAUGUAAAACCUGAAAACAUUCUGAUAACAAAACAAGGGAUGAUCAAGAUCUGUGACUUUGGAUUUGCUCGACUUCUGAGUCCAGGAGAUGCCUAUACAGAUUAUGUUGCUACAAGGUGGUACAGAGCUCCAGAACUUCUGGUAGGAGAUACGCAAUAUGGUCCUACAGUAGAUGUGUGGGCUGUUGGCUGUGUUUUUGCUGAAUUGCUGACUGGCCGGCCCCUCUGGCCUGGAAAAUCGGAUGUGGACCAACUCUAUCUGAUCAUCAAAACUCUGGGAAAACUAAUUCCAAGGCACCAGUCCAUCUUUAAAAGCAACCAGUUUUUCCAUGGCAUAAAUCUACCGGAACCAGAAAAUAUGGAAACACUUGAGGAAAAAUUUCCUCAAACUCCUCCAGUGGCUUUGAACUUCAUGAAGAGUUGCUUGAAGAUGAAUCCAGAUGAUAGACUAAAUUGUGCACAGCUCUUAGAGAGCCCUUAUUUUGAAUCUUUUCGAGAAAGUCAAGUUAAAAGAAAAUCACGUAAUGAAGGAAAGAACAGAAGACGAUCACAAGUACCUACCCAGAAUCAGCUGUUGCCUCUCAUACCGGGAAGACACAACACCCCCACACCUGAUGGAAGAAGACAGGUCCUCCAAUUAAAAUUUGAUCAUCUUCCAAACAUUUAAGAAAACUUUCAAGUGAAAAGCAAUCUAACAUGUACAAAAUUCUCUAUGCUCUAAAGAGGAAUUCUCAGUGUUUCAAAUGCAAAUAAGCCAUGCGAAAAUUAAGAUGCCUUCUGGGCUUACUCUGA